GUUCAAGACUCAGAUCGCAAGUUGAAAUUCUGAAAAAUAUUUCAAUGGCGAAAGUACCGACAGUGAAAUUUUACAACGGAUCAGAGAUUCCGGUCACCGGACUAGGAACUUGGCGGUCGGAACCAAAUAAAGCAUACGAAGCAGUGAAGCAUGCAAUCGAUAUCGGAUACCGAUUCAUCGACAACGCCUAUCUGUACGACAAUGAGGUGGAAGUAGGCGAGGCGGUGAGAUCUAAAAUUGCAGAAGGAGUUAUCAAAAGAGAGGACAUCUUCCUGAGCAACAAGCUUUGGAAUACUUUUCACCGACCAGAAGCCGUUGAGCCAAUGCUGAGAAAGACUUUGGCGAAUUUAGGCGUUGACUAUGUCGACAUGUACUUGGUGCAUUGGCCGAUAGCUUACAAAGAGGGAAGUGGAAACUAUCCUCUUGAUGCCGAAGGUAAAAUGCAAUUUGCCGACUACGAUUUCGUCGACACUUGGAAAGCCAUGGAGAAGGUUUACGAAAAGGGUUUAACGAAAAACAUCGGCGUGAGUAACUUCAACGAAGAGCAGUUGGAGAGGAUUCUAGAGGAGGGAAAAAUCAAGCCCGUCACUAACCAGGUCGAAUGCCAACCCUACUUGUGCCAAUUCAAGCUAUCCGAAUAUUGCAAGUCCAAGGGCAUCGCUAUAACGGCUUAUCGGCCACUGGGAGGGCCAGGAAAACCUGGCCAACCGAAACCCAGCGAAGAUCCGAAAAUCAAGACUGUUGCCAAAAAGUACAACAAGACUCCCGCUCAAGUUCUGCUGCGUUAUCAGUUUCAACGGGGGCACAUCACCAUCCCCAAAUCAGUGACUAAGUCUCGAAUUGAAGAAAACUUCAAUAUAUUUGACUUUGAACUCGCCAAAGAAGAUUUAGAGCUCAUCAACAGCCUUGACUGCAACGUCAGAUUAAGUCCACUGCUUGAAUGCAUCGACAGUCCGUACUACCCAUUUGAGAAGUAGUUUUCCGCUGAAAUCCUGCCUGAGAACUACAGAAAUUCAUAUCAAGUUCAUGCAUGGCGAC
Messenger RNA from Diprion similis, 1038 nucleotides. RefSeq names its product aldo-keto reductase family 1 member B1-like. Bases 45 to 977 code for a protein of 310 amino acids. Lineage: Eukaryota; Metazoa; Arthropoda; Insecta; Hymenoptera; Diprionidae. Gene Ontology annotation, molecular function: aldose reductase (NADPH) activity. Gene Ontology annotation, cellular component: cytosol. The transcript has 5 exons. The record is from RefSeq and is a predicted model, not a curated record.